This is a messenger RNA of Neltuma alba, 2274 nucleotides long. Its product is annotated as crocetin glucosyltransferase 3-like. The transcript has a single exon. Lineage: Eukaryota; Viridiplantae; Streptophyta; Magnoliopsida; Fabales; Fabaceae. Bases 677 to 2131 code for a protein of 484 amino acids. Gene Ontology annotation, molecular function: UDP-glucosyltransferase activity. The record is from RefSeq and is a predicted model, not a curated record.
AUAUAUAUAUAUAUAUAUAUAUGAGAUAAGCAACGUGAAAAGCAUAAGUUAAUUUAUGUCUAAUUAGAAUGUUUGACAGUCAGCAGUCAUAAAAUAGGUUAAUGACUCAAAACAAUAUAGACAUUAAACUAAUUGUCAAUUUCUGAUUAAAUUAUUAUCAAAACUACUAAUAAAAAAUUAUAUUAAAGCAAUAUUUGUUGUUCAUCCAAAAAGUAAACACGAAUAAAUAUGACUACAUUUUCUCAGUUUCACCUGCAUAGCAAACUAGUGUGAUAAUGAUUUUAUUUAAUUUUCAAUUUUUAAUACAUGUGGAAAAAAAUUUACAAAAUGGAGAAAAAAAAGAUCAAAGUUACCCCAUGCUGCCAUGUGUCCUUUUUAUAUGAUACUUUUAGCAUUUUCAUCUAAAGCAAUAAAAGAAUUGAAAUCCAUUAAUCUAAUUAAGUACUAACAAUAUUUUUUCCUAGCUGUUGUUCUUCAAUUCCAAAAAAAAAAAAGGUGAGGGCCUGGUCAUUUAAGCCCUGGGUCCAGUGAUCCAGUCUAGUGAUGGUCUACGUGCUUCCUCCCUGGUACCUGUCAGAUUUCAUUUAUUCUUUCAUUCACUACGUACAACCACCGCAAAGGCAAGUCCAUUAAGAGAACAGACUGAAAUGGUAACUUGAGCUCAAACAACGCUGCAAUGGCGGAGGAGGAGAAGAAGAAUGAAGGUCAUAUUGUGAUGGUCCCUUUCAUGGCUCACGGUCAUCUCAUACCAUUUCUAGCUCUAGCUCGGCUGAUCCACCAACAAACUUCCUUCGCGAUCACCAUAGCCAACACCCCUCUCAACAUCCAGCACCUCCAAUCCGCCAUUUCCUCUUCUUCUUCUUCCUUCUCCAAUCUUCACCUUGCUUCUUUACCCUUCGAACCCACCAGCCAUGGCCUUCCACCCAACAUUGAGAACGCGGAGAAAAUCCCUCCUUCUCUAUUUCCAAAUCUGGGCCUUGCAGCUGUGAGCCUUCAACCCCAUCUUCGGUCCUUAAUCUCCAGAAUCACUGAAGAAGAAGGUCGUCCGCCUCUCUGCGUCAUCUCCGAUGUCUUUUUGGGCUGGGUUUCCGACGUUGCCAAGAGUUUCGGUUCUAAGAGUAUUACGUUCACCACCUGUGGUGCCUAUGGAACCUUUGCUUACAUGUCUAUUUGGUUGAACCUCCCUCAUCGAAAAACCGACUCCGACGAGUUUUAUGUUCCGGGGUUCCCUGAAAACUACAGAUUCCAUCGCUCUCAGCUUCAUCGGUUCUUGAGACAAGCCAAUGGCACCGACAACUGGUCCCGAUUCUUCCAAACCCAAAUCGCUCUUUCUAUGAAAUCCGAUGGGUGGAUUUGCAAUACCGUCGAAGAAAUCGAGCCGUUAGGAUUACAGGUUCUGAGAAAAUUCAUUGGAUCCCCUGUCUGGACCAUCGGCCCUCUUCUUCCUACAAAUUCGGGCAUGGAUUCGAAGCAUCGAGCAGGCAAGGAACCAGGAAUUCCUCUUCAACAAUGCAUCGAAUGGCUUAAUCUGCAACCUGAGCGCUCUGUUCUUUACAUUUCCUUCGGCUCUCAGAACUCGAUCAGUGAAACCCAGAUGAUGUCGCUGGCUCUGGGAUUAGAACAGAGCGGGAAAACGUUCAUCUGGGUUAUAAGACCACCUUUUGGGUUCGACAUGAACAGAGACUUCGAAGCAGAGUGGUUACCAGAGGGAUUCGAAAACCGAACGAAAGAAACCAAAAGGGGGUUACUGAUUCGAAAUUGGGCACCCCAGUUGGAGAUUCUAUCACACAAGUCAGUAGGCGCAUUCCUGAGCCAUUGUGGGUGGAAUUCUGUGUUGGAAAGUCUGAGCCAUGGAGUGCCCAUAAUAGGGUGGCCAUUAGCAGCUGAGCAAGCUUACAAUUCGAAGAUGGUGGAGGAGGAGAUGGGGGUGGGAGUGGAGCUGACGCGCACCGUAGAGAGCGUGAUUUCUGGGGAGGAAGUGAAGAAGGUGAUAGAGAGGGUGAUGGAGAGAGGAGAGGGGAUGAGGAAGAAGGCGAGUGAGAUUGCAGAGCAGAUCAGAAGAGCAGAGGAAGAAAACGAAGGAUCUUCCGUAAGAGCAAUGCAUGAUUUUGUGAGAAAAGUUGUAUCCUAAUUUGGCGGGUUAGUCGGUUAAUUUUGAAUUGCUUGGUCGGUUAUGAAUUAUGAUAAUAAACUAUUAUGAAUCGUUAAGUGGACUGAUUAAUUUAUGAUAAAUGAAAUAAUUUAUUUACAAACUAUCAAGAAGGCUUGAAUAUU